Messenger RNA from Corylus avellana, 501 nucleotides. The record is from RefSeq and is a predicted model, not a curated record. NCBI's taxonomy places the organism in Eukaryota, Viridiplantae, Streptophyta, Magnoliopsida, Fagales, Betulaceae.
AUGGCUGAACCAUCUCCUACACAACCUCCGCCAAACUGCGGCUCGGACCAUCCUGUCCACAAGACCCUAGCCAGUGUGGCCAACCUUGCUAACCUUCUCCCAACCGGCUCUGUCCUUGCGUUUCAAGCACUCACACCUUCAUUCUCCAACAAUGGCUCCUGCCAACUUCCCAACGACUUCACCGACAAGCAGGAUGGAAAGCUCUACUAUGGCAUCGCCACAUUCAAUGGCUUCUACAUCUUUAACUACAAUUAUGGUGAUCAGGAUGUUAAGGAAUUAGACAAGUUCAAACUCAGCUUGGUUGAUUUUGUUCAUGCCUUUGUGUCGCCUUUGGUGUUCAUGGUUUUUGCUGCUACCAACUCUAAUCUGCAGAGCUGUUUCUUUCCUGAAGCAGGAGCUAAUGAGAAUGCAGUGAUGAUGAAUUUGCCAUUAGGAGCCGGGUUAUUCUCCAGCUUUCUCUUCAUACUUUUUCCAACUAGACGCAGAGGCAUAGGAAUAUAG